Gavialis gangeticus (Gharial) is the source of this 2147-nucleotide messenger RNA. It is a transcript of the gene NMNAT1, whose product is annotated as nicotinamide nucleotide adenylyltransferase 1. Bases 211 to 1056 code for a protein of 281 amino acids. The transcript has 5 exons. Lineage: Eukaryota; Metazoa; Chordata; Crocodylia; Gavialidae. The record is from RefSeq and is a predicted model, not a curated record. Gene Ontology annotation, biological process: NAD+ biosynthetic process. Gene Ontology annotation, molecular function: nicotinate-nucleotide adenylyltransferase activity; nicotinamide-nucleotide adenylyltransferase activity.
UCCUGCAGGACGAGCAGACCCUUCUCUAACGUCCGGAUAACAUCCUCAGUCACGUAAGAGCGAUGUAGCCGUGGUGGUCCAGAAAUGACGUGAGAGGCAAGGGUUUAUGCCAACUACAUGGGUGAUCGGAGAAAGUCCUGAGACAACUAACAGGGACUAUUUUUACUCCGUUCAGCUUUUGGCGGGGACUCUGAAGUUAUUCGCUUGGGUAUGGAAAAUCCAGACAACAGGACUGAGAUUGUGCUGGUAGCCUGUGGCUCCUUCAAUCCAAUCACCAACAUGCACCUAAGGUUAUUUGAACUGGCUAAAGACUAUUUGCAGGAAACAGGAAAAUACAAAGUAAUCAAAGGAAUCAUUUCACCAGUCAGUGAUGCAUAUCGAAAGAAAGGUCUGAUCAAUGCCAGUCACCGGGUAACCAUGGCAAAACUAGCUACGCAAAGCUCAGACUGGGUGGAAGUUGAUGACUGGGAAAGCUGUCAGAAUGAGUGGUCGGAGACGCUCAAAGUCUUAAGAUACUAUCAUCAGAAAUGUAUGUCUUCUAAUCCUACUAACAGCCCACAGAGGACUGCCCCUUUUACAAAGCCAGGACGGAAGAGAAAAAAGGAAGGAAAUAGUCAUGUUCCCAUUAAAAAGAAUCAACAAAACCCAGGAACAAAGAGUGUCCCACAGAUUAAGCUACUGUGUGGCAGUGACAUAGUAGAAUCCUUUGGAGUGCCCAACCUAUGGAAAUCGGAAGACAUCACUGAAAUUGUGGCAGACUAUGGUCUUGUGUGCAUCAACAGGGCUGGAUACAAUGUCCAGAAAUUUAUCUACGAGUCCGACAUACUGUGGGAACACAGGCAUAACAUUCACUUGGUGGACGAGUGGAUCACCAAUGAUAUCUCCUCUACCAAGAUCCGCAGAGCACUACGGAGACGCCAGAGUAUCAGGUAUUUGGUACCUGAUGCAGUUCAGGCUUACAUUGAAAAACAUGAUCUAUAUAGUCCAGGGAGCGAAGACAAGAAUGCUGAGGAAAUUCUGGCUCCUUUACAGAAACAUGCAAGUUCAAAGCAGUAGCAGACUUGUAAUCAGUCCUUCUUUCUUUAUGCUGUAAAAAUGGAAAGAUGUUUGAACUUUUCUAGUGAAUCUGCAUGCAACUGCUGUGGAAUUUAGCUGGAGUUUUGUGUUCACAAGGAUUCAAAAGUGCACAAGGUUUGGGCCUCCACCAUUUAGGAGCUUGAUUUCCUUCAAUGUCUUCCACCUUACUGUUGUCAUUUACCAUUGUUCAGAGUGAGAAUAAAUUGGGUGCAAAAUGUUUUACCUUCACUUUGCCAAAGUAGAAAUGGCAACAAAAGAGGCAAGGCAAUGGAAAAAUCACAGCAAAGCUUAAGCUUUUACAUUUAAGUUUAGUAAAAACUACUGUUACAUAUCUUUAUGGAUUUUUUUUUUAUACAUUCAGCAAAAAAAUGUUUACGUGUGCGUGCGCGCACACAUUUAAAUAUUUUCACAAAGGAAUGUGAAUAAAGCAUGACAAACUCUGGUGCGUGAAUACCUGGAAGUGAAACUGCCUGGAAAUGGAUUGAACUAAUCUGUUUAUUUUCCCAGUUCAGAGAGAGUAAUAGCAGUUUAAAUAAUUUCCAGUACUGUAAAAACAUCAUGAAAAAUGAACAAGAUUUCCGGAGAAAACCGCAGUUGGCUGAGAAAAAUAAAAGUUGCAGCUGCAGACUGUAACCCCUUGGAUCCAAAAUAAACCUGCGCUGUAACCCAGGAAACUUUAGCCUGGCUCCAACCUGGGGUAACAUCCCCCAGGGCAAGUUAGUUUCUUCUCAGGACAGCUAUUGGUUUGCACCUGCCUGCUCUGAAGAAGUUACCUCCAAGCUUUUGGCUUAAGGGUCUCUGUCUUGGAGUGGCUCUGGGAGUAGCGUUAGAGCCCAACAAAAGCAAAAUCAUUUCAAGACAGUUACCCUCCAGCUGUCUUGUGCUUUAUUUGAAAGCUUGAUAACCUUUUUAAAAAACUGUUACAUUUCCUUUCUUAUCAGUGAUACAGAGUAAUUACCAUACACCAAAAUCCGGAGCAUAUAGUCUUACUCAUUUCAAAUACUUUAUUGUUCCCACAGUAUUAUGUCAUAAAAGAAAGAACAAUGAGAAGGAUUGAAAGCCACUUGCUA